CCCAGAGACCCUCAGAGCUCCAGGACGCCCAGUCUCUGUGCUGCCUGCAGCCCAGACCCAGGAGCCCGGACACGGACACGGACCCUCACCCUGCUGCUCCUCCCAUCCUCCUUCUAAUUCUCCUCCCGAAGCCUCAACACCUGUUUGGAUUACUAACGGAUGGGAAAAACAGAGUCAAGUUUUAAAGUGAGUAACUUGGAGGUGUUGGGAUUUGGAAGAGAAGAGCAGAGAAGAGAAGAGAAGAGAAGAGAAGAGAAGAGUCGAGUCUGGACCACAAACUUGGAAAACGACAGGGUUUCUCCAUAAUUGGAAAUAUUCUUAAACUGAGUUUCCUGUAACACGCUUGAAGUAAUUUUAGAAUUUUUUUUUUAUGGAUUUUUGACUUUGACAAACAAACUGUUUUUUUCAUGAUUUUAUGGAUUGCUAGACUUCAUUAAUCUAACUGAAAAGUUUUGGAAACUUAACUCAUUUGUAUCCAGAGUAUUGGAAGUUUCUGGGAACAUUGUUGGAACUUUAUUGACUUUAUUGACAGAAUUAGUACUAACAGGUAGUCCUCAACUGUUCUGGUUUGAGUUUAAAAGGAAACUGUCACAUUAAAUUCUGCAUCAUGGCUCUGUCGGUCGGUUUGUGGCUGUGUCUGUAUCUGUCGCUGCUGGUUACCAACGCAAAGAGUCUCGGGCAACAUGACGGGCAGCAGAGCAACAAUGAUAAACCUUCCUCUGCUGUCAAACCGAAGUCCCUUUGGACCAGCCAACAGGCCAAAUCCCAGGAUGAUGCCUACGCCCCUGACAAGAGCCACCCCCUCCCUGAGAUGCUGGACCUGGACCUUGAAAGUACCCGGCGCCAAGCCCGUGGUGCAGAUGAGGACGAGCAACACUCCACCUUUAGCGAUUCCUUCGACUUGGAUUGGGUGACGACACCUCAAGUCACCGAGUUCGGCAACACAAUGACCCCAAUGGCAGGAAACGGGGAUCAUGAAGAUGAUAACCACAACAGAAACAGCUCCAGCACCGACCACGAUGCUCCAGGACUCUUCAACCCCUUUUACCCCCUGAUGGAGAGCUCAUACGCGGCCUACGCCAUCCUGUUCCUGGCUGGCCUGGUGCUGGCAGUGGGCGUAGUUGGAAACAUGGCGGUCAUGUGCAUCGUCUGGAACAACUACUACAUGAGGUCCGCCUGGAACUACCUGCUGGCCAGCAUGGCAUUCUGGGACUUCCUGGUCCUGGUUCUAUGCCUUCCUGUGGUGGUCCUCAACCAGCUAUCCCAUAGGAGGAUCCUAGGUGACAUCACUUGUCGCAUGGUGCCUUAUAUGGAGGUCGUGUCUCUGGGCAUCACCUCCUUCACUCUGUGCGCUCUGGGCAUCGAUCGCUUUCACGCCGCCACCUCCUCCUCCCAGCCGAAGGCUCGGCGGGUGGAGCGCUGCCGCUCGGUGCUGAUGAAGCUGCUGCUGGUGUGGCUUUCUGCUCUGCUGCUGUCCAGCCCUGAAAUCUUCCUAUGGCAGCUCAGCCAGGCCGUGUCUCCAUCCACCGGCCGGCUGGUCGACUCCUGCAUCACGCCAUCCUCUCCUUUGUCCCUCUACCUGCCCGACUCCCUUCACUCCCUGCUGCUCAGGUAUCAUCAGGGUCGUAUGUGGUGGUGUUUCGGCUGCUACUUCUGCCUCCCUGUCCUCUUCACCAUCCUCUGCCAAAUGGCCACCCGCAAUGUCAACAGCGACUCCAGCUCCACCCAAAAGCAGCGUAACCUUGACGAGCGCUCCAACCAGAAGCGUCAGCAGCACCAGGCCCUGGAGCGGCAGCUGAACUGCACUCUGUUAGCUCUAGCUGUGGUGUAUGGGGUGUGCGCUCUACCUGAGCAUGUCUGCAACAUCACGCUGGCCUACAUGCACAUCACCGUCUCCGAAGACACCGCCACCAUGCUGACGCUGUUACAUCACUUCCUGUUGUUCUUCAAGUCAUCGGUGACGCCGGUGUUGCUGCUGUGCCUGUGUAAGGCUCUUGGCCAAGCCUUUAUGGACUGCUGCUGCUGCUGCUGCCAGGAGUGUCAGCCAACCACAGCUCAAGGCUCUCCAGGCUCUGCCCAGGUCAAACUCAAGGGAGCCAAUGAGACGAUCUUCUUUGAUAAGGCUAAAGACACGUCAGCGAUCUUGUCCAUCUCUAGCUAGAGCCACAAGUCUGUCUCUGACCACAGAUCAUCUCUUCUUCUCUUAGCUCUUCCUCCUUUUCUCCUCCCUACAACAUCACCUGUUUACCCUUCUAUCUGUUUUUCACUAGUCUGAACAUAUUUUUCAACUUUCUGUUUUCUUUCUAUUCUGCUGGGCCAUCGUUUGUAUGAUAGUCCUCUGUGGACUCAGCGUUACCCCCUUCAGCUUCCUGUCAGUGCAGGAAGUGAUGUUUAAUUUGUAGUGAGAUGAUGUAGUGAAGAUGCUGUACUUGCACAACCAGUUGAUGUGAAUGCAGGAGCCUGUUUCAGGACUCUUUGAAAGAACUCAUCUCUCUGGCCUCUUGCUGCACAAUAGAUGGAAAUGAGAUAUUCCUGGAAGUCUUCCUCGGUUACACUCCUUAGAUUGAUAUUACGGGCUCACGUGUUUUUGUGUUCGAUGGAACAUUAAAUUAAGCUCAUUUAUAUGCAACAUUAGCUUGCUGCAAGGCACAGGAGUUUGCUGCUACGAUAAGAAGUGGACUCCAUUGACAAUUUUAACAGGAACAUUUGUUCUGCUUAAUUAGAAAUUAGAAGAAUUAGAAUUGUUCUGCUUAAUUGGAAAACAUUUAAAUUUGUUUUUUUAAUUUGCUGGAAAUGAUUGAAUUGAAACAUUUCACAGAGACAGGCCAGCCUGGAAUUGCUUCAUUCCUUGGUUAAACAAAUGUUGCUGUUGAGGCAGAAAUAAUCCUGUUCCAUGAAACGGGAUGUGAAUGAUCUUGGUCACUGCAGGAUCUGCAUUUUGAGGAUUUAAUAUUUUUCUCUAUCAACAGUUUUCAGGCUCAGUCAAAACACAAUGAAGCAUUAUGUAGCGUUACAAAAUACAUGUCCACAAAUCAGUCAUCUAAUCGUUUUCAUUGUUUUCCCCAAAAGCCAAAAACCACAUAUUCCGCAGCACAGGGUAGCAGGGGUUAGGUUUGGGCUGCUUUUCACUGAUGAUGACUUACAGAUGGUAAGACUAAUCUGAUGGAUAGUCACAGUUCACCAUUUAUCUGCAUAAAUGGUUAGCACACCUGGACUCAUCAGUUUAUCUAUUUUCUGCAGCAGGUUUUUAAAAAUGUCCGAAAUUCAGAACUUCAAACAUUCCUCAGAAUCAGAAUCAGAAUCAGAAUCAGAAGGUUUUUAUUGCCAUAUGGGUGAACAGGUUCACA
This is a messenger RNA of Archocentrus centrarchus (flier cichlid), 3347 nucleotides long. Its product is annotated as G-protein coupled receptor 37-like 1. Gene Ontology annotation, molecular function: G protein-coupled peptide receptor activity. Lineage: Eukaryota; Metazoa; Chordata; Actinopteri; Cichliformes; Cichlidae. Gene Ontology annotation, cellular component: plasma membrane; signaling receptor complex. The record is from RefSeq and is a predicted model, not a curated record. Gene Ontology annotation, biological process: adenylate cyclase-inhibiting G protein-coupled receptor signaling pathway; positive regulation of MAPK cascade.